Molecule: messenger RNA, 7197 nt
Organism: Gambusia affinis (western mosquitofish)
Lineage: Eukaryota; Metazoa; Chordata; Actinopteri; Cyprinodontiformes; Poeciliidae
Gene: met
Product: MET proto-oncogene, receptor tyrosine kinase
Exons: 21
Coding region: 257-4513 (1418 amino acids)
Biological process (GO): multicellular organism development; cell migration; nervous system development
Cellular component (GO): signaling receptor complex; membrane
Molecular function (GO): protein binding; transmembrane receptor protein tyrosine kinase activity; ATP binding
Source: RefSeq, a predicted model, not a curated record
UGCAGUCGGUCAGAGCUGACUCACGUGUUACAACCGCAGAUCGCAGAUCAAUGAGACAGAAGUUUUUCUCUCUUUUUUCCUCUUUUCCUUUUUAUAUAUAAAUAUAUGUAUAAAACUCCACUUCAGCCAAGUAGAAUUAUAUCUUGCGAUAUCUGCGGAGGGAAGAAACAAGUCGAGGAAUCUUAUUUUUCAAGAGGGACCAGCGAGAUUAUGAUUUGAAUCAAAGGGACGGACUGAACUGUUGUCUCCUAACAGGAUGAAUCUUCUGCUGCUCCAUGCCACUGUGUUGCUGUGGGCUUUGUCCCCCAGCAUGCAGAACUACUGUGAUAAAUCAUCUGAGACAAGCAAACUAAAUCUCUCUGUGACCUACGAGCUCCCAACCUUCACUGCAGACUACCCCAUCCAAAACAUGGUUACCCUGGACGGCAUCAUCUAUGUUGGAGCCGUGAACAGAAUCUACGCUUUGGCCCCAAACCUCACAAAGCUGUCAGAGUACCACACAGGGCCGCUCUUUGCCAACCAGGCUUGCGGCCUGACGCAGACAAGACCGGGCGGCACCAGUGGGGUUGACAACCACAAUAUCGCUCUGGUGGUGGAAAACAUUUAUGACAAGGGAUUGUACAGCUGUGGUUCGGUAGAUAACGGUGUGUGCCGCCGUCACGUCCUGGAUGACGGCAAUAGCCUAAAAGCUAUUGACGAGGAAGUCUACUGCUUUGCAGACAAAGUGCAGCCAGGCCAUGGUCAUCCCAUCGAUGCAGAUGUUGUUGUCAGCCCAUCAGGUUCUCAAGUGCUCAACGUGGAGAGCAAUGUCAUCACAUUUUUUGUUGGGAACUCUGAGAUCCCUAAAGCAGAAAACAUAUCAGGCAGUGUCAGGCGUCUGCACACCAUUUCACAGCGGAAGAUGAAGACGAGCCAAAACGGCUUCACUUUUUUUUCUAGCCUUUCACACAUUGAUCUGAUCCCCUCUCUCCAAGGAAACUACUACCUGCGAUACGUUUACUCCUUCCACAGCGGACCCUUCACCUACUUCCUUACGGUGCAGCAAGUGAACAAGGACACUCAAGCAUACCACACCCGCAUAGUCCGCAUGUGUUCCUCAGACCUGGUGAUUCGGCGCUAUGUGGAAAUGCCCCUGGAGUGCAUCAGCACGAACAAAAGACGCAGACGCGCCACCGAAGAAGUGAAGGUGUUCAACAUCCUUCAGGCCGCCCACGUCACCAAGGUGGGCAACGACGCAGAACUGCAGAAGCAGCUAAAAGCGGAAGAAGAUGAAGAUGUGCUGUUUGCCGCCUUUGCUCAGGGCCAGCCAGGCUCUCCCGAGCCGACCCCCAACUCGGCUGUCUGCGUCAUGUCUCUGAAGCACAUCAACACGAUGUUCAAGAUGUACAUGCAGCGGUGCAACACCAUCGACCCGUACCACUUCACUGGCUCAGAGAGGAAGUCCUGCUAUAACAUGACUUCCUCAGACGACUGCGACCCCCACGAAGGAAUCCACGAGGGAAAGGAGGGCAUGUACCGCCUGCAGGUGACCCAGUUUGUCCAGAGGCUGGAGUACUGGCACAAGGACUUGAAGAACACCUUGGUCACGUCGAUUACAGUGGUUCCAGUCAAUGGUCGCACUGUGGCGUACCUCGGCACGGCAGAUGGACGACAUAUUCAGGUACUCUUCUCCAGGUUUACGUCGCCUCAUGUGAACAUCGGCCUGGACUCCAGCCCCGUCUCUGCCAGCGUAGUUCUGCCAGACAAGCCGCAUUCUGAAGGAGCCGUGCUGAUGGCCACAGGCAACAAGAUUACCAAGAUCCCUUUGAUUGGCCCAGGCUGCGGUCAGCUGACCACGUGUACAUCUUGUUUGCUGUCAUCCAAAGUGACACAGUGUGGCUGGUGUGAUGGCCGCUGCACCAGAAGACUUCAGUGUCCCUCCUCUUCCACCUGGAGUCAGGACCACUGCACACCGGUCAUCACCAAGGUGUUCCCAUCCUCUGGACCAAUCAGGGGUUCUACAGCCAUAACCAUUUGCGGACGCAACUUUGGCUUCGACAAGACAGAGAACUUCAAAACCUCGAUGGUGACCGUGGAAGUGGCAGGAGCUCAGUGCAAGCUGGCUAGACAGGACAAUGUCAACAGAUGGACUGAGAUGCAGUGUUCCCCGUCGUUCAGUGGGAACUUCACUCCAUCCGGACACUUGGUGAAGGUCACCAGUGGCCACGCGGUGGCCAAACUCGAGGGCUUCAAAUUUGUGGACCCUGUGAUCUACGACAUCUUUCCCAUAUUUGGUCCAAAGUCUGGUAACACCAUGUUGACUAUCCGAGGAGCCUUUUUGGACACUGGAAACAAACAAGUGGUGACUGUAGGGAAGGCAAGCUGCAAGAUCCAAAGCCUGUCGUUCUCCAUGCUGACCUGUAAGACACCACCACACACACACGCCGUCCCCUCGGAGCAGCCGGUGAAGCUGACGGUGGAUGCGGUGGAGCGCCCGGCGCCCGUGCCGUUCACCUACAAUGAGGACCCGGUCAUCAGCAGCAUCCGGCCGCUGCGCUCCUUCGUGAGUGGAGGCUGCACCGUCUCGGCUCAGGGCUCCUACCUCCAGUCCGGCCUCCAGCCCCAGAUGGUUCUCAGGACGGCUCAGGACGCCGCCGUCUUCCACGUGAGCUGUGUGUAUGGUGAAAACCGGACGUCCAUCCAGUGCACCACGCCUUCCCUGGCUAAGCUACCUCUGCAGCCGCCGGUGGUCACCAAGGUGGCAUUUGUCUUGGAUGGCUACUUGACAGACCAGAAGGACCUGAUCUAUGUGGAGGACCCCCUGUUCCAGGACCCCAAACUGACAUCCAAGGACAACAAGAGCAUCGUGGAGCUCAAAGGCGACCGGAUGGACAGGGAGGCGAUGAAGUGCCAGGUCCUGACCGUUUCUAACCACAGCUGUGAGAGUCUGACGGUGGUUGGAAACACCCUGGAGUGCACCGUUCCCACCCAGCUGCAGGCCGCCACUGCCAAGGAGCUGCAGGUGGAGUGGCGCCAAGCGGACUCCAUCAGGCAUCUGGGCAAGGUGACGCUGGCGCAGGAGCAGGACUACACAGGCCUCAUCGUGGGCUGUGUGUGUGUCAGCCUGCUGCUGCUCUUUCUGGGAUCGCUGCUGAUGUGGAGGAGGAACAAGCACAUCGAUGAUCUGUCUGAGGUGUGGUAUGAUGGCCGGGGUCACAUCCAGCAUCUGGACAGGCUGGCUAACGCGAGGAGCGUCAGCCCCACUAACGAAAUGGUCUCCCAUGAAUCAGUCGACUAUAGAACAACCCUGCUGGAGGAUCAGGGUGUCGACAGGCCUGAGACAUGUCGGGCAGCUCCUCCUAUCUACAGAGCCGAUGGGGAGCUGCUGUCUCCCAGACUGGGAAUACUGGGAGGGGGGCUGGGCCUGGGCAUGGAAGGCGACCUGGUGUCCCCCCUGUUGAUGGCUCCGGUCCACAUCGAUCCGUCCUGUCUCCACCCGGACCUGCUGACUGAGGUGCAGCAUGUGGUGAUCGCAAGGGAGCAACUGCUGCUUCACGUCAACCAGAUCAUCGGCAGAGGACACUUUGGCUGUGUUUUCCAUGGAACAUUGCUGGAGCCAGACGGGCAGAAGCAGCAUUGUGCUAUCAAGUCGCUAAAUCGAAUUACAGACUUGGAAGAGGUUUCCCAGUUUCUUAAGGAGGGUAUCAUUAUGAAGGACUUCAGCCACACCAAUGUUCUCUCUCUACUGGGCAUCUGCCUUCCGCCUGAGGGUUCACCACUGGUGGUCCUGCCCUACAUGAAGCAUGGUGACCUGCGCAACUUCAUCCGUGACGAAGUGCAUAAUCCAACAGUAAAGGACCUGAUGGGCUUCGGACUGCAGGUUGCCAGGGGGAUGGAGUACCUCGCCAGCAAGAAGUUUGUCCACCGUGACCUGGCUGCCAGAAACUGCAUGUUGGAUGAGAGCUACACGGUAAAGGUGGCAGACUUCGGCCUCGCUAGAGAUGUUUACGACAAAGAAUACUACAGCGUCCACAAUAAGAGCGGCGUCAAGCUGCCCGUCAAGUGGAUGGCCCUGGAGAGUCUCCAAACACACAAGUUCACCACCAAGUCAGACGUGUGGUCGUUUGGAGUCCUGCUGUGGGAACUGAUGACACGCGGCGCCCCGCCGUACUCCGACGUGAACUCCUUCGAUAUCACCGUGUUCCUCCUGCAGGGCAGGCGACUGCUGCAGCCCGAGUUCUGCCCCGAUGCUCUCUACACGGUGAUGAUCGAGUGUUGGCAUCCCAAGCCGGAGCGCCGACCUUCCUUCUCCGAGCUGGUGUCCCGCAUCGCCGCCAUCUUCUCCAGCUUCAGCGGGGAGCACUACGUCCUUCUCAACACGACGUAUGUCAACAUCGAGAAGAUGAGCCCGUACCCCUCCCUUCUCACCUCCACGUCAUCUUCUUCAGACUCCUCCUCCGAGCCCUGCACCUCCUCGUCCCUGCCCUCCCAGUCCCCGCUCCUCUGCCGCAUGGAGCGUGAAUGCUGCACCUGAAACAGGAAGGGAGGCUGUGGGGCCGAUUGUCAACUGAGAGAUGGACUCAGAAAGCAGGGAGCUACUGUCUAUAACUUGCCAAACACUGGACGCUGCUUGCCGAGGACACUAGGGAUUCUCUGGAGCUCAAAGUGAUUGGGAUCCUUUUGGAAACCUCGACAUGAUGCAGAGUGAACCUGUUCGGCUCCUACCACAAACUUUCAAUGAGCACAGUCACAGACUUUCACUGGGCAGAGGAACCCUGUGUCAAAGAGUUCCAGCUGACUAAAGCCAUCCUGGCGAAGAAGCACAUUUCAGUGUCCACUACACAAAUGACUCCUGUCCUCCAUUGCUUUGCUUCAACAAAACAAUCAUCUUCUCCUUCUUCGCCACUGCACUCUGUAAUGUGAACAGGCAGGAAAUGGACAUAGAUUCAUGUUGUAUAAACCUCUCUUUCCUCCAUGAACACAACGCGAGACACUUCAGCCUGCUGGGAUGAACCAUGGAGUCUUGGGUAGUGGAGGAGGAACAAGCAGGAUGUGUAAAGACUCUGCUGUGUGCAUUUCACUGGAUGCUUUAUUUGUAUACUUACCCUUGGUCAAAUAGCUUUCACAUGCCUCAGGGGGGCAGGGCAAAAAACAAAAAGGUUUUCUGUGUGAAACACCCAGAUGGUUCCUGGGUUAGUUAAUUAUAUAUCAGAGGAACAAAUCCAGUUGUCACACUUGAAUGAACAUGGAUGCCCUCUAAGAAAGAAUAAAGAUAGCAAUGUAAGUUACCUCUUAAAACACUAGAUGGUGUAUUUGAAUGAGAUCUCGACAGUCUUCAGGUGGUUAAUACUUCAAACUUGUGUUCUUCAAAAAUCAUUCUUUUUUUUCCCCUCCCCACCUGGGGAUCUUUUUGUGGGCUCUAGUGUCCCUUAUAUGACAGUAGGCUGACAGGAAAGGGGGAAGUAGAGGGGGGAAGACAUGCAGCAAAUAUCAUCGGGUCCGGGAAUCAAACCCACGACGGCCGCGUCGAGGACUCAAGGCCUCCAAACAUGGGUUGCGUUGUCCCCUACGCCACCACGGCAUGCCCCUCUUCUUCAUGGAUUGUUUUUAAUAAGGUGUGCCUUGCAAAAGUACACAGACCCACUGGGUUCUUUCACCUUCUGUCACAUUACAACUCCACUGGACUAUCCCACUAUGCUGUGGCUGUAUGUUCAGGGUCACUGUUGGAAGGUGAACCUUGACCUGAAUCACCUGAUUGUACUGUAUUUAGGUCCAUUGAUUAAUUCCCAUCAAAUAUGACCAGUUUUCCCUCUUUUUUCCUGAAGGAAAAACAUCCGUAUAGCAUGACACUGCCAUGACCACGUUUCACCAGAGGGUGGUGUGUUUAGGGUAACAUGUAGUGUUAGUUCCCCAUGUCAAUUUUGGUCUCAUCUGACCAUAUGUUUGCUAUUUUCCCUUCAAGAGUAGAAGAAUCAUUUUAUUUGUGCUACUUUAAAGACACAGUGAAUUUGCAAAUUCACUAAAAUGACUUCCAAAGGCGACUGAUUGCACAAGUGUGUUGAAUAGAAACACAUGUCAGAUUUUAUUUGGGCAGCAUUUGAGGUAGCUUUUUUUUUUAGAUUGAUUUUUUUUUUACAUUUGUUAUAACUGUCACGAUAUUCUGACAGUAGAAUAUGAGACAGAUAAUCUGAAAAAAAUCAAGCUUCUCUGUCUCCUCCCUGUGGUCCUACUGCCAUUUGCAGAAAUAUAGCGCUCCCAGUCAGAAACAAGCAAUCAGAGCCAGGAGGAGGGUCCUUAGCAGUAUCAGUCACACUCAACGUUGUUCAAGCUCAAGAUUGCCGGUGUGCUGCUGCAACUGUGGUAAUGGUGGAGAAAGAAUUUAACGUUACAGGAAUUUUCUCCUCAUUUCUUGAGUUCUCAGCUGGCUCCACUGUGGGGGAGACAGCAAGGUGGGCUUGUUCAAAUUUUCCCCGGUUUUCUCAGAACUCCCUUGUGCAGCUUUAAAAAGCAUGUACUACUUUGAUUCUGCUUCAGGAACACAAACUACCUUGUGCUGGUCUUCAAAAUAAAAAUCCUUGUAAAUGACACCAAAAUGUAGGAAACGUCCAGAGGGUGUGAACACUUUUCAGAAAGGAUUGCUGUAGUUUCACUACACUGAUCACAAAUGGGCAUAAGCUUGUAAACCACUCUAAUGAUCAAUGUUAUGUUAGCGAUUGCUUCAUGUAGCAGUUUCUUUGUGUCUGGCUGUCGGUGUGUUCAGCCUUGGACAUGGACAGGUAUGAAUGUUUGCUCUGAUGAGAAAAAAGAAUUGCUGUACUAUAUUUUUAUAUAUGACUAUGAGCCUCUUCAAUUAAACACGUUCCAAUAGAAAGACCAUUAUAAACCAGUUGAACAACCUUUUUUUAUUUUGACAAAUCACUGCCAUUUUGUAGAUAAAGACAAUAAAGCUAUACAGAGCGUGGAUGGUUGUUUGGCCUCUGGCUGUUUUUGCCAGAUCACGGUAAAAGAACAGAACGAUGGAGGAGAAAAAGAACAACAAGACCUUCCUCCUGUUACAGACAGACUGCUGUCUCCUCGAUCAGGUUGUUGACGUUUAACACUGAUUCUUGUACAGUAUGUAUGCAUAUCAUUUUGUUUUGUCUCUAAAAUGUAUUGAAGGUACAUGUUCCUACAUGAUGUAUAAUAAACCUUGUAAGGGUCAUAAAGCUAUGAUUUAAA